AUGGCUUCCGCAACAGGCUUCUACGACUUCAAGCCCUUGGACAAGCGCGGCCAAGAGGUCCCCCUCGCCGACUACAAGGGCAAGGUCGUCCUCGUCGUCAACACCGCCUCCAAGUGCGGCUUCACCCCGCAGUACGCCGGCCUCGAGACGCUCUACAAGGGCAUCAAGGAGAAGCACGGCGACGACUUUGUCAUCCUCGGCUUCCCCUGCAACCAGUUUGGCGGCCAGGAGCCCGGCUCCGAUGACGAGAUCCAGAACUUUUGCCAGGUCAACUACGGCGUCUCCUUCCCCAUCAUGCAAAAGAUUGACGUCAACGGCGACGCCGCCAACCCCCUCUUCCAGUGGCUCAAGGAGGAGAAGCCCGGCAUCAUGGGCCUCAAGCGCAUCAAGUGGAACUUUGAAAAGUUCCUCAUCGGCCGCGACGGCGCGGUCAAGGGCCGCUGGGCCAGCACCACCAAGCCCGAGAGCUUGGAGAAGCCCAUCAUCGACGAGCUGGAGAAGAAAUAA
This is a messenger RNA of Colletotrichum godetiae, 507 nucleotides long. Its product is annotated as glutathione peroxidase. Gene Ontology annotation, biological process: cellular response to oxidative stress. The coding region runs from base 1 to 507 and encodes 168 amino acids. The transcript has 2 exons. Gene Ontology annotation, molecular function: glutathione peroxidase activity. Lineage: Eukaryota; Fungi; Ascomycota; Sordariomycetes; Glomerellales; Glomerellaceae. The record is from RefSeq and is a predicted model, not a curated record.